AUGAAUCCUCCAUUAAAUACGAUUCAUCAGAUUUACCCACAACUUCAUCCGACAAAGGUGAGUCAACAGAAGAAUCCGCCUUCACUACAACCUUCGAAGAAUCGAUGGAAACCAUGGAAUCAGCAAACGAAGGAAAGGAAACGCCUGAAAGGUAUGAUUGAAGGUGGUGCUAAACAAGGAUUGAAGGAGAGUUUUGACCAAUUUGCAGGAUUGCUUGGUCAAAGAGUCAAACCCGUGAAUCAGUUGAUUGUAUUAGACAAAGAUCAAACGUUGGAGGCUUUGCUGAAUGAUCACCAAUCCCAUUGGGAAUUGGGGGUGGGGUAUUUUUGUAAUUUCACUGUGUUUUCUACUGUUUUCAUGGUUGUUUAUGCUUUUGUGCAUAUUUUUCUAUAUCCUUUUGUAGUGUUGCCAUGCAAUGGGAAGACAAGAACAAGUUCUGUCAAGCUUCAAACUCUCGAUCCACAAUGUAAUGAAAUAAUCAAAUUUGAUGCUGCAGAAGAACCCCCGUCGUUAUUGGAUGUUGAAGUUUUUGACUUUGAUGGUCCUUUUGGUCAACCGGCUUCACUUGGGAAUGCGGAGAUUAGAUUAUUGAGACAUACGUCUGAAGAAUUGUUUCCAUUCUUUUGUGUCUUUUCAUUCUGCAAACAGUUGUCGUUGCUUGUUGUUGCUAUCGCUGCUUUCUGUUGUUGCUUGCUAUUUAUUGUUGUUGUCCCAGUUAUCAGAUCCUCCAUUGUUUGCAGCAUGUACUACGAUACACAGGAGGCUCUAAGGUUCUCAAGGAUCACCAGGUCAAUUUCAUGCUCUCUAUGGUGCUCAAAAUGGUGUUUCUGCCCCUCCUAUGCAACUUGGCAGCCUUCUCGGACCACCUCCUGCUGGCUUCAAAACAAAUGGCAACCUCCUGCUGCGGUCACUACUCAUCAGCAUGCGUUGAUAACUCUCGACAUCAAGCAACAUCCCUUUAAUCUUGCUUACUCGAUGCUUCAACAGCCUCCCCACCUACUUCCUACCUUCGGUCAUCAUCACCAGUACCUGUUGCCUUCUCAGCAGCCUUAUGCAAGCCCUCCUCCGUAG
This is a messenger RNA of Lactuca virosa, 1071 nucleotides long. The record is from the annotation of a GenBank genome assembly. Lineage: Eukaryota; Viridiplantae; Streptophyta; Magnoliopsida; Asterales; Asteraceae.